Messenger RNA from Pleuronectes platessa (European plaice), 1061 nucleotides. RefSeq names its product eukaryotic translation initiation factor 4 gamma 1-like. NCBI's taxonomy places the organism in Eukaryota, Metazoa, Chordata, Actinopteri, Pleuronectiformes, Pleuronectidae. The record is from RefSeq and is a predicted model, not a curated record. Gene Ontology annotation, cellular component: eukaryotic translation initiation factor 4F complex. The coding region runs from base 139 to 861 and encodes 240 amino acids. Gene Ontology annotation, molecular function: mRNA binding; translation initiation factor activity; protein binding. The transcript is spliced from 3 exons.
AGGAAACACAAGGCUCAGCGUCGUGUGGGGGCACGGAUGUUUUCCUAAGGUGGGCUACAAGAAACGCCGGCCUCAAAGGUGUGCGAGCAGACAAAAAGAGGAAAGCUCUUCCGAGAACUACGAUUGAUUUGAAUCAACAUGAUCCCAACACACGUGGCCUUUCUCGGCGCUGCCUCCUACGAGGCCGUCAGCUGCGUCACUGCAAACUUUCAAGCCUUCGUGACGGAUCUGAGUCACGAGGACUUGGACGUUGAGGAGAACCUGCAGGAAAUGGUUGAGCUCAUUUUCAAGAGGGCCGUGAAGAAACCAGACUCUGCUGCAGUCUUCGCGGAGCUGUGUCAACACCUCUCAGAAGUGGAGUUCCAGUCCUUGUCUGACUGGUCAGCCAGUGUCUCCUUCAGGUCUCUGCUGGUUAAACACUGCCAGGCAGAGUUCAUGAAGAACUUGGACAAGGAGGGCAUUCAUCAAAAGAGUUGGUCCUGCCUGAAGCCAGUCCAGGACGUGAGGGUCACCGACCGGCUGAGGGAAGAGCAACAGAACACCAAACCUUCCGGUCGCUUCCUCAAUAUGCUGAGGUUUAUUGGGGAGCUGUUCCUCUCCAAGGUGCUGGCAGAGAAAUCCAUGCACUGCUGCAUCAGGAGGCUGUUGCAGAAAGGAGACGGGCCGUCUCUUGAGGGCCUCUGUCAGCUCCUCCAGAUGAUCCAGCAGGACCUGGAGGUGGUGACGGAAAAGGAAGUGAUGGACACCUACUAUAACCAGCUGGACCAUAUGGCAGAGAAAGGGAAGAGGGCACCAAGGCUCUCCCUUUUGUUGAGGGAAACAGUGGAUGCCAGGAAGAUGGCAUACUCCACCCCCCACUAAGUUUUUAAUGAAAACUCAUGUGGGAAAUACAACUUAUACACUUAUACAACUUAUACAGUGAUAUUUGUAAAUGGACACUAACCCCCCACUGCAACCCCUGCUCCUACUCUGUAUAAUUUGCACUGGGUGACAUCAUGUCUGUACUCUGUUUGUGGUUUGUACUAUGUUGUCGACUAAUGAAUAAAAUGUUUUAAAUUUAA